GUGCUCUCUUAUGUCCUGGAUUCGCCGCUGCGAGAGAGCUUCAUUCACCGACGCAAUCUUCUUCAGUUCAUCACACCAGAUACCCAGCUCUGUAAAAUCACUCUCCCCGCUCUUCAACAGAUUAAUCAGCACCUGGCAAUCAGACUCAACAAUUAGUGAGCUGAGGGAUCUCCGAUUUGCUUCCCGAAGACCCAUCAUCAUCGCCUUCGCCUCCCCUUCCACUGGCCGACAUAGGCCUCUUUCUUUCUUCACCAUCGCUCCCACAAACUGUCCAUGCAGCAACUCCCAGUUAUAGUACCAUAAGCUUGCUAUUUGGAGCAGCAGCUUGGGACGAAGGCUUCUUUUGUACAGAACUGAAGGUCUUGGAAUUAAUGCUAGGAGCUCUUAAUGUACAAAGCCUCGUUUAGAAUGGUAUUUACUUUCUAUUUCAUGUUGUGGUUGUGCUCAACAUUUGUGCAUCAUGUUUGAUUAGCCAUAUCCAAAGUACGUGGUUAGAGUACAAGGUAUGUGGUGUAGAGUAUAAGAUAUAUGGUUAGGGU
Molecule: messenger RNA, 539 nt
Organism: Linum tenue
Lineage: Eukaryota; Viridiplantae; Streptophyta; Magnoliopsida; Malpighiales; Linaceae
Source: the annotation of a GenBank genome assembly